AGGCGUUCCGUUCUGCACUUUCGCUAUCUCGACAGUCCAUCAACAAGACUCUAAUUCGCUCGCUCCACCUACUCGACGUCGUUCGUUCAUCCAACCACCUCGCGGGCAUUGUCGGAGACGACAACAGCACCUGCUUCGACACGCACAUCACACAGCACAACCUUCUAUAUGCCUAAGAAUCCGCUCAAGAACUUUGCCCGUCGCAAGUCCUCCGGAAACAUCCUCGACCUUCCCUCGGAAUCCACAUCACCCGCACCCGCCUCAUCCAGCUUCCGCGUCCUCGAGAGACCAGACAAGGCAGCUACACCGGGCAGCGGCGGAUACCCUGGGGGUCCUGUGAAGCGGACAAGCGGCGGGCGACCAGGAUCAAGCAUCCUCUUGAACAGGAAGUCGGGCAAGUCGCAGGAGGACUUGGUACAAAGCGCAAACAGCUCUUCGUCCACUCUUCCCUCAUCAAUCGAGGCAGAACACGAAGCAGAGAACGAAGACCUUUUCCCACGCAAAAACGGCGCCAACAACAGCAGUAACCUUAGCAGCAACCGCUCAUCAGCCGCAUCGAACGCGCUUCCCGAACCUCCAUCAUUCUCAGCCCGCGCAGGCAGGGCUAUGUCCUUUGGUUUAAGAAGCAAGCAGAACGCUAGUCCCGGCACAAUGACUGCUGCAACAGCUCACAUGCCCGACCUGCCCGAGAACAGCCUCAUCCGUGAUCGCGCAACAACUAUGAGCAGCAAUGCCAGCACAGCCGUACCACCGCGGCUUGACGCCAACCUGGGCUCCAUGUCCGAUUUUGGCAGCGACUUUGGCAUGAACAUGUUCGAAGGACUGAGCUCACCUAGACAAGCUAAGAACAACGUAGCAGCCCCUCAACCUGCUCAUGACAACUAUGGUAGAUCGGCAUCUCAGCCAUUACCUGCUCCUCCUGCCCACCGCUAUGAUCCCACGCCCUCGCCUGAAGCCGCUGUCGAACCCGAAACGCGUCACAGACCAGCAAAUUUGUCUGCCGCCUCCGCAAACCGCUAUUCUUGGGCCAGUAGAACCUCCAACGAUGGGCUCAUGUCUCCAGCCAUUGGUUCCGACAUCUCCUCGCCUCCUAUGAACCCUCCCUCGACUUUUGCUCGUUUCAGACCAGGAUAUCAACCAGUACCCGACCGUUAUGGCUCGCCCGCUAAUGAGACCGAGCCUGAACACGAAAGGGCAGAUAGCUAUUCCAGCGAAGAAGACGCCUCACGCCCGAUCUCGCGCGCCAGAUCCCCUCUUGUCGAGUCUUACACUGCGCCCACAUCCCCGCAAAGAGUCGUCCCAGCUGCCAGAAACCCCACAAUCGCUACCGUCACCAGAGACGACCUUAGCUCAUCUGAAUCGCUAGGCGAGUCUCAACACACCACCCCUCGUGCCAACAAUCUGCGUCCUACGAGCAACACCUCCGAUGGCAUGUUCGAUCACUCUCCUUCUGGACCUACCAGCCGUGCUGUGCACGUCGCAGCACCUCCGGUCACCUCCAGAACUCAGUCUCAACAGUUCUCGCCUACCAAGAGGAUGACAAGGAAGGAGUUCGAAGCACAGCGCAGAGAAGCUAGCCCCGAAGAGAGUGAGGAGUCCGAGGAGUCCGAGGAAGAAGGUUACGAUGAUGACGACGAGGCUGAACGUCAGGCAGAGCUUGCCAGACAAAGGCGCAAGCAAGAGGCCAAUCUCUCUGUCUACAGACAACAGAUGAAGAAGGUCUCUGGAGGAAACCCUUCGGAGCUUCCAUCGCAAAACGGUCGCCCAAGCUUAGAUCGUGCUUCCUAUAGCGCUCCUGGACUCACUAGAGACUUCUCGAAUGUCAGUCUCGGUGCUGAGCAAGAGGAGGAGGAUGAUGAGGUUCCUCUAGGUAUCCUCCAAGCACACGGCUUCCCUAGCAAGGGCCGUCCCCCGACUCGUCUUGCUAGUGCUCCUCCUACUCCUGGCUCGGUCGUCAAUGGCGGAAUGGGAGGGGGCAGCCUUCCAGUCUUCGCCCGCAAUCUCCCUGCGGACCCCUACUUCGGCGCUGGUCUCGUCAAUCCUUCCAACCGAGAGUCACUUGCUUUCGGUUCUGGCGGCUCAGUGUAUGGCGGAGCUUCUCCUUCCAUGCACCAAUUGCCUCAAAUGCCCCAGAUGAUGCCGCCUCAGCAGAUGCCCGGCAUGCCCCAGGCAGGCGGUGGCCUCGUUGGCGUCAUUGCUGGCGAGGAACGUGCCCGCGCUGCCAGACGUGUUAACCAUAAUGGCGGUGCCACCUUCAACGCUAACGGAUUGCCUUUGCCCGGCAAUAUGCAUAGCAACAUGCCUCCCCAACUGAUGCCGCGAUCUAAUUCGAUGAUGAACGUGGCUCCACCACAGAUGGGCCCGCAGAUGGGUAUGGGUGGCUUCAUGCCGCAGAUGCCUCAAAUGCCCCAGAUGAUGGGUGCCGAGCAGCAAAACACACAGCAGAUGAUGCAGUUGAUGUUCCAGCAAACUCAAAUGAUGCAACAGAUGAUGGCCAUGCAGGGCGGUCAAAUGCAGCAGAUGCCUCAGAUGCCUCAGAUGAAUUCGCCGCAGAUGCAAAACGGCGGAUUUCCCAACAUGCUUCCGAACGGCAUGCAGCGACCUAUGUCUAUGGGUGGCCCUAACGGACAGCAACAACCUGGAAUGCUCGGCCCUCAGGGCGGUAUGCAUCAGCAAAGGUCCAGUACAAUGACCAACCUGAAGCCUCCAGGCUACGCAGGAUCGAUGUAUGAUUACAGUCUUAGUGCGCCUCGCGGUGGCUACACCCCAUCAAUCGCCCCGAGCGAGCGCAGCAAUGUUGGCAUGCCUUCUCGCUAUCGUCCUGUGACCGUGGAAGGUUCUACCAGCCGCACAGCAAGCAUGACUUCGCAAUCCGGUGUCCAGAACUUCGCGAAGAAGAACGCCUCGACUGGCUCUUUCUUGAACCCCAACAACAUUCCCGCAACCAACGGCAGCAAUGUACCGCGAACUACAAUCAAAGUCAUUGACAAGCCAAAGGGCUCGCCGAGAUCCCCCCAACCCAGAGCCGACGAAGAGGACGAUGAUGAAGGCUGGGCACAACUGCGCAAGAAGAGAGAGGAGCGUAAGAAGCGCGGCACCGGCAGCAAGUCCCAAGAACAGACUCUGGAAGAGCUGUACCAGGGCUUCAACUAGAAUUUCGAAGCUCUCUGUGUGCAUGAUUCCCGAGUUCUGUCUCUUUCACCCCAUUUUUAUCACGGACGUUGAGGACACUUUCUCGACAACCUUGUCUAUAGACUUCCCUUCUCCUUCCCAUUCCCCAUUUUUCUUCUCUUCCAUCACCCUAGUACUUCUUGUCUUUUUUUAUUCUUCC
Aureobasidium pullulans EXF-150 is the source of this 3331-nucleotide messenger RNA. RefSeq lists its product as uncharacterized. The transcript is spliced from 3 exons. Lineage: Eukaryota; Fungi; Ascomycota; Dothideomycetes; Dothideales; Saccotheciaceae. The record is from RefSeq and is a predicted model, not a curated record. The coding region runs from base 169 to 3153 and encodes 994 amino acids.